This is a messenger RNA of Paecilomyces variotii, 2694 nucleotides long. RefSeq names its product putative C6 transcription factor. The coding region runs from base 1 to 2694 and encodes 897 amino acids. The transcript is spliced from 4 exons. The record is from RefSeq and is a predicted model, not a curated record. Gene Ontology annotation, molecular function: transcription cis-regulatory region binding; DNA-binding transcription factor activity, RNA polymerase II-specific; zinc ion binding. Gene Ontology annotation, biological process: regulation of DNA-templated transcription. Gene Ontology annotation, cellular component: nucleus. NCBI's taxonomy places the organism in Eukaryota, Fungi, Ascomycota, Eurotiomycetes, Eurotiales, Thermoascaceae.
AUGGAGAUCGAUCCUCGUCUGCGAUCUCCCGGCGACAAUACUACUGGCGGUGUAACCGGUUCGCCAGCCCUACACCACCACGCAUACGAGCCGACGCCGCAGUCUGCGCAUUCGACUACGGGUGGAUAUCCGGAGGUGCCCUCGCAUGUCUCACCCAGUGAUCAAUUCCAUUCGCCUACGCCGUCCUCCAGCGGUCAUGGUUACUACGGUGCUGUCCCUCAUGCGUCGCACUCCUACUAUCCCAGCGAACCGGCCGCUAUUGCAGGCGCGCCGUCUCAUGAACAACACCACAUCGAUCCUGAUGACCCUCUGGGGGAUCUGAAGCGCCCGCGCGCGUGCGAGGCUUGUCGACAGCUCAAGGUCCGCUGCGAACCGGAUGAUAACCACCCGACUGGGGCAUGUCGGCGGUGUGCAAAGGCUGGCAGGACGUGUGUGGUGACGGCACCUACGCGCAAGCGCCAGAAGAAGACGGACAGUCGCGUCGCGGAGCUGGAGAAGAAGAUUGAUGCCCUCACUGCCAGUCUGCAGGCGACGCGCGGUCAGAAUCCCGUGGCGGAGGUAGGGACACCCCGACUAUAUACUGAGGAGCCGACCCCGCGACGAUGGCUGGGAGGAGGACCGCCUCCACGGCAGGGCGUUGACCGUCGAGCGUCGAGAGAUACUUCCGUCAUGGGUUCUCCAGCACAUCUGGCGGGUAAUAAGCGACAGCAUAGUGGUGAAUUCAAGGGUGCUGGCUACGGCGGCUUUCUCGCACCGCAGAAUCCGCGUUCUCGCAGCCCGCAACCGGAGCAACAGGCGCGCGACGUUGGGGACUUAUCUGGGGUGUGGAGCAGCAUCUUCGUACCGAAGCCAGAUGCCGGACAUGAGUUUGCGGACGUCAUUGACAAAGGCCUUGUGGAUGUUGAGAUAGCGAACAAGGCGUUCAAUCGGUAUGCGGCGGAUAUGGCACCUGUACUGCCCUUUGUCGUUUUCCCACCUGGCACGAAGAUGGGUGACAUUCGAAGGACGAAGCCGAUCCUCUUUCUCGCUAUCCUUUCCGUUUCGAUUAGUCCCUUCCAGCCUGCGAUCCACUUGCAACUGACCAACGCUGUCUAUCGCGUCAUUGCAGAGCGGGUCCUCGUCAAGGGCGAAAAGACUCUCGAGCUUGUGCAGGCGCUCCUCGUGGCUUGUCUCUGGUAUCCUCCGCCAGACCAUUUCGAGGAGCUCAAGUUCUACCAGUUGAUCCAUAUGGCAGCCAUCCUGGGUAUGGAUAUUGGUAUGAACCGGCGGACAAGGACAAAGCACAAACCGCCGUUUGGGGUGUGGCGGGAGAUCCUUGGGAAGAAAGCUAGCUCGUUGGACCCAGAUGCUCCCGAGACGAGGAGAGCGUGGGCAGGAUGCUAUUUUAUGGCUUUACUAUCAACGUUUGCUCUGCGCCGUGCGCUACUAGUGCGGUGGUCUCCUUAUAUGGACGAAUGUCUCGAUAUCUUUCAGAAUUCCCCGGAUGCGCUACCGUCUGACAGGUCUUUGACGCACUGGCUGAAGCUGGCCCGUAUUGGCGAGGAAGUCAGUUUUCAGUUCUCCAUGGACGAUCCUGUUACGAGUCUGUCGUUGCAUGAUCCCAAGGUCCAGUAUGCCCUGAAGGGUUUCGAAAAGCAGAUGGAUCAGUGGCGCCGAGAAAUCCCUUCAGAAUUCUAUUCCCCUACCAUGAGGCAUUUCGAGCAGAUCCUCAACGUCUACAUGCACGAAAUCGCAAUGCAUGUGGAUCAUAACAUCGACGACUUCAGACCACCCUUUGUCUCGUCAGCGCGAGAGGGCGCGCUGACCGAGCAUACUACCCCUGCCCAUGUGGACGCUCUCACCUCGUGUCUGACAUCGAUCCAUGAGUCCCUUGAUAUCAUGUGCUCGUUGGAUCAGAAGACGAUCCUGGCUCUGCCGACCAUAUUCUUUGCGCGGACGUCCUACGUGGCGGUCGCGCUGAUCAAGCUCUUUUCGGCUACCUCUGCACAGGACAGCCGACUAGGACAGGUCUUUGACCCUGCCGAUUUGAAGGUGGAAUACUAUCUCGAUAAGGUUACUCAACACUUCAAAGUGGCCGGAAAUAAUGAUGGCGGACGGACGGUAGCAAAGUUUGCCGUGGUCUUGAGUAUGUUGAAAAACUGGUUCUUGAAGCGAAAGGACCAUGACUCGUCCAGGGAGGGCAGCAGCCAGCAAAGGUCCUCUGAGAAGGGAGAUCAUGAUAAAGUAUGUUGUCAACAGCCGGGUACCACGCCUCUUCAUCUCCUCAGCGAAGUGGCCAUGGAUGCGAAUAACCGACCGGGAUCGAGCCAGAUGCAGUCCCAGGAACAGUCGCAGUACCCGCCUCCGCCUCAAAUCAACGGGCCUGGAGUUACUGUAGGUUCGGCUCUAGCCCAAGAUCAGGGACACGGUGUGAACACCAUGCAAGAUACAUGGUCCCAAUAUCCUCCGCCGCCCAGCAUCUCGGCCACUUCGACCUCUCAUCAACUCUAUUCCCAACAGCCCACGGCCUUCCAACCGCCUCCAGGUCAGGAAUACCCGAUGGUGACGGCAAUGGAUCAACCUGUUUACGCUGGCUUCGUCCCUGAACUGGGCAUGCAGGUUGGAUUCGACGCAGACAAUCUCUUCGGUCUGGGCAGUAUCCUGGAGGACGGCUUCUUUGAUUUUGCCGUGGAUACGAAUCCGAAUUCAUUCUGA